UUCUGUCAAAUUGCUUAGCAACAGACGAAUCAAAACAUUACAGGAACGUAAAUAAACAAUGCAAAUCACACCGUGAAAUACUAAAGUUUAAGGUUGAAGGGGUUUUUUGAAGAGCGAAGAUUGAAGAAGUGCAAUUGGCUGAAAGUAAAUUGUCGAGUUGAAAAAAUUGGUAAAAUCGUACGUUUGUAAGUGAAAUUUUCAUAAAAUGAUUUUACAAGCUAAUUCAUCGGUACUAUAGCAUAGGCAAAAUUUAACACUCGUUUUUGGUUGUGUUUAAUAUUUUAUAUCUACUAGAUUUAGAUUGAGAUAACCUACUCUUAAGAUACUUCUCAACCUAUGUUAACAUACAAUGGACAAAAAGGAGCUCUUAUCUUCGCCUUACAGUAAGAAAGUGCCGGCAAAGCAAGGACGUAGAGCUGCUCCACAGCCUGCCGCAGAGGACGACAUCGGCUCUCCUGAUGACCUUCUAGACAGCCCUCCAAGUUCAAACCCCUCCGCGAACUUCAGUCCAGUGAAAUUUUCUGGAAUGAAAUCCGAUCCAAUGAUUCCUCCCAGAUCUCGGAAAACCGGAGGAUGGGCAGAUGAGCUGUCUGCCAAAUCCAAAGGGUCGAGAAGGAAUUCUACAAAUAUCAUCGAGCAAGAACGUUUCCAGUCACCGGAUAAGAAACAGGAUUCAGAUGAUGAGAUUCCACUGAUCCCUGAUAUGGAUGAGCUGCAAGAAGAGGACAUCCAGAACCAGGUUGCUCGUGCUCCUUCUGUCGUUGGGAACAAGGUUGCUUCCUUCACGGAACUGGACUCUGAUCUGACAAAGAAAUCAGCGUUCUCAACGUUGAACAAUAUCAGUCUGUCGUUACUCACGAGUCGACUCUACGCCGAGGAUGAGAUACAGGAGCCAGACACUGCCUGGACUUGGGAUCUUCUCUUCACGGAAGUUGCUUCCGAACUGAGAACAGAGUGGGAAGGCGGAGUCCCAAAGGAUUUGUCUCCCCAAUAGUGAACUUUCACCACACUCUGCUUAAUUCCACAAUCCGUCCACUUGACUGUGAUUAGAGAUUAAGUUGUGAGUUCUUAUUUUUCUAUUUCAUAACUCACUAAACUCUUGUAAUGUAAGUCCUAAUAAGUAAUAUUAGCAAUAAACUGUUCUUUCCAAGUCUGUA
Molecule: messenger RNA, 1157 nt
Organism: Homalodisca vitripennis (glassy-winged sharpshooter)
Lineage: Eukaryota; Metazoa; Arthropoda; Insecta; Hemiptera; Cicadellidae
Gene: IFT43
Product: intraflagellar transport protein 43 homolog A
Exons: 9
Coding region: 350-994 (214 amino acids)
Biological process (GO): intraciliary retrograde transport
Cellular component (GO): intraciliary transport particle A; cilium
Source: RefSeq, a predicted model, not a curated record